Daphnia magna is the source of this 2105-nucleotide messenger RNA. RefSeq names its product protein Pixie (gene pix). The record is from RefSeq and is a predicted model, not a curated record. Gene Ontology annotation, molecular function: iron ion binding; ribosomal small subunit binding; ATP binding. NCBI's taxonomy places the organism in Eukaryota, Metazoa, Arthropoda, Branchiopoda, Diplostraca, Daphniidae. Gene Ontology annotation, biological process: translational initiation; translational termination; ribosomal subunit export from nucleus. The coding region runs from base 170 to 2002 and encodes 610 amino acids. The transcript has 10 exons.
UAAAACUGUGUUGAUACAAACAAAAUAAAUAGCUUUCUCGUAAGCAAGGGAACACGAAUCUUUGCUCGGAUAUUGCCAGAUCAACUGACGAAAUAAGGGUUCCAUGACUCUGGCAUGAGAAUCUUCCUCUAGAGAAAACAAUUCGGUGAUAAGAGAAAAAUCCAAGAAAAUGGCAGCAGCCCGGAGAAAAGCUUUUGAAGAAACGGACAAGCUUACUAGGAUAGCCAUUAUCAAUGCAGAUAAAUGCAAGCCUAAGCGCUGUCGCCAGGAAUGCAAAAAAUCCUGUCCAGUUGUUCGGAUGGGAAAACUUUGUAUUGAAGUAGCACCAACUGACAGGAUUGCUGUAAUUUCUGAAACCCUCUGCAUUGGUUGUGGUAUUUGUGUUAAGAAAUGUCCAUUUGAAGCAAUCACUAUCAUCAACUUGCCUAGUAACUUGGAUUCCCAAGUGACUCACCGCUACUCCCAGAACUCUUUCAAACUCCACAGGCUCCCAACUCCCCGAGCUGGUGAAGUACUUGGUCUGGUUGGCACUAAUGGUAUAGGAAAAUCUACUGCUCUGAAGAUAUUGGCUGGAAAGCUGAAACCAAAUUUAGGUCGAUUUAAGGAUCCACCAGAAUGGUCGGAGAUUCUUACAUAUUUCCGUGGCUCCGAGCUCCAGAACUACUUUACCAAAGUAUUGGAAGACGAUUUAAAGACGGUGAUCAAGCCGCAAUACGUGGACCAAAUUCCUAAAGCUGUUAAAGGAAGUGUCGGUGAAAUGAUUAAGCGCAAAGCUGAAAGCGGAAACGAAUCAGAAAUGAUUCGUAUUUUGGAUCUGGGCCACUUGACCGAAAGAAAUAUUGAAAAUUUAUCUGGUGGAGAACUGCAGCGUUUCGCCUGUGCGACUGUAUGCAUCCAAAAUGCGCAUGUUUACAUGUUCGACGAACCGUCAAGUUACUUGGACGUCAAGCAGCGUCUAAACGCCGCCAAGGCUUUACGUUCCCUUCUGCACCCGACCAAAUAUAUCGUCGUUGUCGAACACGACCUGUCAGUUCUGGACUAUUUGUCAGACUUCAUUUGCUGCCUGUAUGGAAUUCCGGGUGUCUAUGGCGUGGUGACGGUUCCAUUCUCUGUCCGUGAAGGCAUUAACAUUUUCCUAGAUGGUUAUGUGCCCACGGAAAAUUUACGUUUCCGUGAGGAAUCGCUCGUGUUCCGUGUUGCCGAAUCAGCAACCGAGGAAGAAGUCAAACGUCUCCAUCAUUACGAAUAUCCAAACAUGUCGAAAACCCUUGGCGAUUUCAAACUCAACGUCAACAGUGGCUCCUUCACUGAUGCUGAAAUUAUCGUUCUUCUCGGCGAAAAUGGAACAGGAAAGACGACCUUGAUUCGGUUGAUGGCAGGAUCAUUGACCCCCGAUGUGGGUUCAGGAGAAAUUCCGUCGCUCAACAUUAGUUACAAGCCGCAAAAAAUCAGCCCCAAAUCGCAAAGCACUGUCCGCGUUCUGCUCCAUGACAAAGUUCGUGAUGCCUACACUCAUCCUCAGUUCGUGGCCGAUGUGAUGAAGCCGUUGAGAAUCGACGACAUUAUAGAUCAGGAGGUGCAAAACUUGUCUGGUGGUGAACUUCAACGUUUGGCCAUUGUUUUGUGUUUGGGCAAAGCGGCCGAUGUUUACCUCAUCGACGAACCGUCCGCCUAUCUGGAUUCCGAGCAACGUUUAGUAGCAGCCAAAGUCAUCAAGAGGUUCGUUCUUCACGCCAAGAAAACUGCUUUCGUCGUAGAACACGAUUUCAUCAUGGCCACUUACUUGGCUGACCGUGUCAUCGUUUUUGAAGGCCAACCUUCGAUCGAGUCGGUAGCCAACGCUCCUCAAGCCCUUUUGCCUGGCAUGAACCGCUUUCUUGAGCUCUUGGCCAUUACUUUCCGCCGAGAUCCCAACAACUACCGGCCACGAAUUAAUAAAGAGAACUCCGUCAAGGACGUGGAGCAGAAGAGAUCGGGCAAUUACUUUUUCCUGGAAGACUAGGAAAAAGUUUUCUUUGUGCGACUCAAGUUCCGUUUACGGAUAUCUGCAGAGUUCUGUAAAUUGUUGGGUUAAGAAAUACAAAUCCUGUUUUUUCUUCCCGGCA